CGCCAGAGGGCGGUGCUGCCGGACGCUAGGCCGGUGCCGGGAGUAGCGGGCGGGCCGUGGCCCCACCGCAGCCCUUCGCCCGCCGCCAUGGGGGACGUGAAGAACUACCUGUACGCUUGGUGCGGGAAGAGGAGAGUGACGCCGGCCUACGAGAUCCGUGCCAGCGGCGGCCGCAGCCGGCAGACCUUCCUCUGCGAGGUUCGAGUAGAAGGCUUUAACUAUGUUGGCAUGGGCAACUCCACAAACAAGAAGGAUGCACAGACCAACGCUGCUCGAGACUUUGUCAAUUACUUAGUUCGGGUGAAUGAAAUGAAGAAAGAGGAAAUUCCAUCUUUUGGACCAGCAGUAGGCGAUAUCCCCGAUGGAGGAUAUGAAGCAGCUAGAGAUGUUACUGGUUCCAGUUCUACUUUGGGUGGCCCUCUUCCUCCACAUUUGAUUAUAGAGGCUGAAAUAGUGGUAGGCAAUGGCCCAGGUGCAGCACCUGGAAACUGUGGCAGUCAUGGAGCUCAGUGGGAUCGAGGUGCAAAUUUGAAAGAUUAUUAUUCAAAGAAAGAGGAGCAAGAAGCACAGGCAACCUCAGAAUCAGAAGUGGACUUAAAUGCUGAUCUUCACGGGAGCUGGACCUUGGACAAUGCCAAGGCACGCCUGAAUCAGUUUUUCCAAAAGGAGAAGAUUCAGGAAGAAUAUAAAUACACUGAAAUGGGGCCUGAUCACAACAGGAGCUUUGUUGCAGAAAUGAACAUUUAUGUGAAGCAGUUGGGCAGAAGGAUUUUCAGUCGUGAGCAUGGAUCAAACAAAAAGCUGGCAGCACAGUCCUGUGCCCUUUCCUUGGUUAGACAGCUCUACCAUCUUGGUGUCAUAGAACCUUAUUCUGGGCAGACAAAGAAAAAAGGAGAAUCGGUGGAACCCUAUGAGGUGUUGCUGUCUUCUGACUUAGAAAAUCAGCUGCAAAAGACUGUACGGGAACUGUCUCUGGAGAUUGUGCCUUUGCCUGAAGAUCCCAGUAAUCCUGUUCUGAUAAAUGUUGGAAAGUUAGCCCAUUUUGAACCAUCGCAAAGACAAAGUCAUUCGGGAGUUGUUCCAUGGUCACCACCUCAUUCCAACUGGAACCCUUGGACCAGCUGCAAUAUUGAUGAAGGUCCUCUGGCAAAUCUCACUCCAGAGCAAAUAAGCAUGGAUCUGAAAAGUGAUUUCAUGUACCGUUUGGAGCAGGAUCCAGAAUUACAAAGGAUCCAACAAGAAAGAGAGGACUUGCCUGUAAAGAAUUUUGAAGGUGAAAUUCUAGAUGCAGUCCAUCACAAUUCUGUUGUUGUAAUUCGUGGUGCCACUGGUUGUGGCAAAACCACACAAGUUCCGCAGUACAUCCUGGAUGAAUACAUCAGAACCAACAGAGCUGCAGAAUGCAACAUAGUAGUGACACAGCCUCGGAGGAUUAGUGCGGUUUCUGUCGCAGAGCGUGUGUCGUAUGAGAGAGGAGAACAACCUGGGCAAAGCUGUGGGUACAGCGUGCGAUUUGAAUCUGUGCUUCCUCGGCCACAUGCCAGUGUGCUCUUCUGCACCGUAGGUGUUCUUCUGAGAAAGGUGGAAGCUGGGAUCCGUGGCAUUAGUCAUGUUAUUGUUGAUGAGAUCCAUGAGAGAGACAUUAAUACUGACUUUCUUCUGGUGGUGCUGAGAGACGUAGUUCAGGCAUAUCCUGAAAUCAGGGUUAUCCUCAUGUCCGCCACCAUCGACACUAGUAUGUUUUGUGAAUACUUCUUCAACUGUCCAAUCAUUGAGGUGUUUGGUAGAACCUUUCCUGUCCAAGAUUAUUUUCUGGAAGAUUGCAUUCAAAUGACUCAGUUCAUUCCUCCACCAAAGGAAAAGAAGAAGAAAGAGAAGGAUGAAGAAAGUCCUGAAGAUGAUGACACCAAUUGCAACCUUAUUUGCAGUGAUGAAUAUGGCCCAGAAACAAAGCACGCCAUGGCUCAGCUGAAUGAAAAAGAAACAUCUUUUGAACUCAUUGAGGCCCUGCUAAUUUAUAUCAAGACUCUGAAUGUCCCAGGAGCUGUACUUGUUUUCUUGCCUGGCUGGAACUUGAUAUAUACAAUGCAGAAGCAUCUAGAAAUGAAUCCACGCUUUGGAGGUAACCAGUAUAGAAUUUUACCUCUGCAUUCACAAAUUCCUCUGGAGGAGCAACGUCGAGUGUUCGAUCCUGUGCCUCCUGGAGUAAUGAAAGUUAUUUUAUCUACCAGCAUUGCUGAGACUAGCAUUACCAUCAAUGAUGUGGUCUAUGUUAUAGACUCCUGCAAACAAAAAGUGAAGCUGUUCACUGCUCAUAAUAACAUGACAAACUAUGCCACAGUCUGGGCAUCAAAAACUAAUUUGGAGCAGCGGAAAGGAAGAGCUGGACGUGUGCGUGCUGGGUUUUGUUUCUAUUUGUGCAGCAGAGCUCGCUUCGAAAGACUUCAAACUCAUAUGACACCCGAAAUGUUUCGAACACCACUUCAUGAAAUUGCUUUGAGCAUCAAAUUGCUGCGGCUGGGAGGAAUUGGUCAGUUUUUGGCCAAAGCAAUAGAACCACCACCUUUGGAUGCAGUGAUUGAAGCAGAACGCACACUAAGAGAGCUCGAUGCCCUGGAUUCCAAUGAUGAGUUGACACCUCUUGGAAGAAUCCUAGCCAAACUUCCCAUUGAACCUCGUCUUGGCAAGAUGAUGAUAAUGGGCUGUAUUUUUUAUGUGGGGGAUGCUGUUUGUACCAUCUCUGCAGCUACCUGUUUCCCUGAACCUUUUAUCUGUGAAGGCAAACGCCUGGGUUAUGUCCAUAGGAAUUUUGCUGGGAGCAGGUUUUCAGAUCAUGUUGCUUUGCUCUCCGUCUUCCAAGCCUGGGAUGAUGCAAGAAUGGGUGGUGAAGAAGCAGAAAAAAGAUUUUGUGAACACAAAAGACUCAGCAUGGCUACUCUUAGAAUGACUUGGGAAGCAAAAGUCCAGCUGAAAGAUAUACUUAUGAAUUCCGGCUUCCCUGAAGAAUGUUUGAUGACUCAACCGUUUAACAACACUGGACCGGAUAAUAAUCUGGAUGUUGUAAUCUCCCUGCUUGCUUUUGGGGUCUACCCCAAUGUCUGCUACCACAAGGAGAAGAGGAAAAUUCUUACCACUGAGGGGCACAACGCACUUAUCCACAAGUCAUCUGUCAACUGCCCUUUCAGCAGCCAGGAAAUCAAGUAUCCAUCGCCUUUUUUUGUUUUUGGAGAAAAGAUUCGAACACGAGCUAUCUCUGCCAAAGCAAUGACCUUGGUGAGCCCGCUACAGCUGCUUCUUUUUGCCUCCAAGAAAGUACUGUCGGAUGGGGAGCUCAUUCUGGUAGAUGAUUGGAUCAAGCUGAAGAUGUCCCACAACGCAGCUGCCUGCAUCACUGCUCUGCGUGCUGCGAUGGAGGCUCUUGUUGUGGAAGUGACUAAAAAUCCUGAGAUGAUUCAGCAGCUGGACCCAGCAUAUGAGCGAAUGCUGAAUAUGAUCCGUCAGAUCUCCAGGCCGUCAGCCGCAGGCAUUGGUCUCAUGGCUGCUAAUGCAAGGUAUGGAGAUGGUCCUCGGCCCCCCAAAAUGGCUCGCUACGACAACGGAGGUGGCUUCAGAGGCUGGGGAGGUUACCCCCAUGGCCCUGGCUACAGGGGUAGAGGGUACCAUGGCUACAGCUAUUCUGGCAGAUCCUCAGGAGGAAGAGGAUACCAAGGUAGCCCAGGGAGAGGCUACGGAGGUGGGGGUGGCUAUCGAGGAGGAGGGUAUCGAGGAGCAGGCGGUGGCUAUAGAGGAGGCUAUGGGGAUUCGGGGAGGGGUGGGUGGUAGUUACAGAAGUUCAGAGGAGUCUUUCCACUUCGACUGAAGCGCGUUUCUCUCUCAAAUUCCUUUCUUGCCCUUACCAGUCUGUUUGCCAUUUCAGUUUCUUAGUACAAGUAGAGCUCUGUAAGAUAUCCUACCCUUAGGAAAUUUACUGCAAGCUGUAUGAUUUUGUUCUUAAUAAAGAGUUUGUUUUAAAGACUUAUAUGCUAUAUGUUGAAUUUUGUAGUUGGAUUUAGAUUUUGGAGCUGUUCUGUUGUUAGUUUUGUUUGUAGAAGGUAAAAGGCAUUUGAGGAAACCUUUUCAGUGUCUAAAACCAUUCUCUGCCAAACAAAUAAUUACAGAACUUUCGCUCAGUGGGGGUUUUUCUUUGUCAUCUAAUAAACUGUGCAAAUUGGCCUUGCUGCAGUGGUUUUCUGUCUAUGCUAGGCAGCACUUAGCCCUUUGCAGCCAGCCACUGCCUGCUGCUCGCUGUGUUACACUUUGCGGCACAGCUGAUGAGCUCUUUUGCUGAUCCAGAUAAUGCAGGAACAUAGAAUUCCUUUUUCAAGACUGAUGUGAUGCUGCUUGUCUCUGCAGAACCUGAAGUGAUCUCAGAAGCAUUAACUGUGCCCUUCAUCUGAGGCAGUGUUCAUUUACAUUGCUACUCUGAAAUAGUCACGAUUCAUUCUUCCAAAUGCAUGUGAAAGAGCAAUUCUUUAAUGAGAAUUCAUUGAAAUUGCAGCCUGUGAACUCCAGACAUUCAAAACUCAGCUGGCUGCCUGGUGCUUGCAUAAGUAUAUUGACACACAGAGGGUAAAAAGCCCUUCAGUGAGGUAUGGUUUCCUCUGUACCUCUCAGACGAGCACCUGGGAAAUGACUGGAACAGGGGUGGAUGACGGGGUACCCGCAGGUACAGAUUACUCUUAAGGGUUUUCUGCAGUCAGGCUGGGUUGUGUAAACCAGGUGGGAGAAGUGCUCCAGCUUACGAUAAAUGUUUGUGUAUGAAUGGGGUUUUUUUGGCCCAAACUGGUGGGACUCCCUUGCCUCUUUCAUCGCACAGCCACAAAACCAGCUGUGCUGGCUUGGGGCAGCAGCAGGCAGGUACUGCCCCUCGCACAGACUGUGCUGCAGCAGCAAAGGAAGGUGACUGUGCACGCAGCUUGGUAUGAAUCCUGUUGCGUUACCAAGUCUGACGAGAUUAACCUCCCCAUUAAUCCAACUAGAACGCUUAUUCAGAAGCAAUAAUUAGUUGUGCUUACUGGGGCGUGGGAGAUGUUGGUAUUUGAGUGAAGUUUAAAGCAAGUCCAACAUUUUUUGUAUUUCUAAUGACGAGUUCUUAAAAGCUGGGUAAGGGUGAAGCACUGUUUCUUUAAUCAAAACUGCUAAAAGCCAAAUGCUACAUGAAGCUUAGGUAUCCAGCUGUGAAUUACAGAGCUAUCUUUGAUAUCAUCAAGUGUAUCAGUAUUCAUCUCCAAACUUAAAUCUGGGAUUAAUUUGGAGCAUGUAUCAUCUUCUGCAUGGUCUGAUGCAGUAAACUCCACAACCCUUUCUGCUGGUGUGGACUUUUCUGCAGAUUGAAGAAUGGUCACUCUGUGCCACCACUACUGAAAAUGUGAUUAUUUUUCUUUUUCUGUUAGGGAAUCAGCAGGGAUAGACAUUGAAAGAUGUGCUGUAGCGUUUGUUACCUGUCCUUUCCACAUCUGUAUUUAUUGCAUCCAGACAAAACUAGCUUGCCUUGGCUUGCCCGUCCAUUGUGUUAUUGCAGUUGUGUUACUAACACGAAACUGGAAACAGGAAGCAGAUGUCUAAGGGUUUUAAAGAGAACUAUACUUAAUAAUUUUAGUAUCAAUCCUACAAGUCUUAAGUAUGAUCUAACAUUUGUUAAAGCUUUCAAUUUAGCUGUUACUGGUCUUCAAAAGAAGUCAGUAUUUAAACAAGAAGCAGGAGAGGUGGGUGCAAGGUGAGCACAGACCAGAGCUUAAGGAAGGGCUCUACAGCAGCAGGCUGUUCAGCACUGCCUCAGUUUUACAUAUGCAGAAAUAGAACUGGAGAUACUGGGAAAAAUUCAGAUGAACUCUGGCAAGCUGGCCCCCCCUUGGAAAGCAGCUCUGCAGGCAUUUCCAUGACUGAGUCCUGCUAUUUCAGUUAAGGUUUUGUUCUGAUCAGGCCUUCAUGUGUAGUGGGGUCCUUCACCACAGACUGCUUCCAACUGCAUAAUUACUAUUAGCUUUUCCCUGUUCCUACUGUGAGGAGUUCUAGGAGGUGUAAUAGGAUACCAGUGAUUAUCAAGUAUUUGUACAAUAUUCUCUGAUACUAGCUAAAAAUAUUUUUACUGGGGCUACUUCAAUAUGAAGUCCUAGCUAAAGAAAUUCCCGUUUUAGAGGAAAGUUGAUGUUUCUUAGGUCUAUUUACAAAAAUUAUUCUGAUUUGUAACUGUAAAGCUAUCAUUUACUGUUACUGGAAAAGGACCCAAAAAUGCUAUGUUAACAUUAAUGCUGUACUAUGAGGUCUCUCUGGUUCUAGUACUAUUGCAGUGAUGAAUGUUGUAACUCUCUUAAGUUGGAUGUGCUUCUUGGGUACAGCUCAACUCCAGAGUCCUAUUCAUUAACCGAAAGAUUAAAUCUAAUAUUAUGUUGCUUGUAAGAAUUGUUAAAAGAAGUUAAUGGGCACUUUAAGGGUACAGCCAGGUGUAAUAAUGUAUGAAAUUGUGUCAGGAGUUGCUGCUGGGAUGGAGCUUGCAAGGAUACCUGCUCCUGAGGACCACUCAGGUCACAGGUUGUGGAGGGGAAGGUGCUGUGGACUGUUUACCAUCUACAAGUUACAGCUUAGUUGGUUUUAUCUAUGUGCUUAGUGUUUCACAUAUUAAGGACUGUCCAGCAUGAAAAUACUGCUUAACAAUGUUCAGUCCUGUUUUUAAUAUCUAAUGCAUCAGGACAAGUUAAGUGGAAAAGCAAUAACCCUUGCCUACCCUUCACGUGCCAGAAAUGAAUAGUGCAGUCUAUACAAGGAUUGACAUGCUAAUGAGGAGCUUAAACAGGCUGGGUACAGAAAACUGAAAAUUAACCUGAAAUGACAUGUACAUUUUCACUAUAAAAACUGAGCUUGCAAUGAGUUUACUGUGUCACUAAAUUGGUCUGUGCUUUGUUUCAAAAAGCCAGCUCGUCAGAGUGCUCAUGUCUCUUGUAUAACAAAUGUAAUUAGCUGAAAUUUAAGAGGAAAAAACUACCUGAGCUCCAGUAAUCUCACUGUCUGUGAUGGUCAGAGGAGCUCCAGUGAGUGCAGAUGCUACAAUCACCUGGUCAGAUUCAGCAGCCACGACACCAUCUACUGUUCUGUGCUGGACCGACCUAAGGUGUGUGUUUUAUCUUGGGAUUUUGAUACCACAAAGCUCUCAUGAGAGGGUUUGGAAGCAAUUAUGAUUUAUUGUGGUUAUCUGGUUCCAAGUGGCAAAGGAGAAGAGUGAAAGUAAUAUUGACAAUAGUGUCAAAACCAUAAUAUGAAGGAUAACAGUUGGUUACUGGAAUUUUUGUCUUGCUUGUAUUAAAACCUCUCACAUAAAUAUUAACAAUGCUACUAACAAGUUAUGAAGUUGCCAUUAAACCAACCUUUUAUCUUAAUUUCUGGCCCCAGUGCUUGCCUGCAUGUUUGUAUGCACUAUGCUGUAUUAAACAAAACACGAUUGCUGUUCAUGCAAACUGACGGCUCAGUUUCAAAAGCCUGGUGAGCAGAACACAAACCACAAAGGCACAGAUUGUGUGUCUCCACACAAGAGAGAUGAGAAACACAGCACGUUUGCUUUUGUCUUUGAGGUGAUACUUAGUCACAGAGGAAAUCUGAGAGUCUGCCUUUUGUUGCUUUGUUAGAGUAAAUAUGCAGAAGAUUUGCCUACUCUACACGGUGGUACUUAACCUGCACUUUGCAUAACGUACUCGAGGGUAAGAACUGAAAAACAUCUCUAGCCGAAGAGAGAUUUCCACCAGUGGAGGGGAAUUCAGCAGAAAGAUGCUAUGAUCUUUACUUGGAGAAAGUUUAGAGGAAAGCUAAGUGAUCAGUUGUGGCAUCAACAUUAAUGGUAUUCCAUUGAUCUCAAGACCACCACCUCCAAGGAGGAUGAGUCCUUCUUUUGAAAGGAAAUCUUUUCUCUUAAGCAGUUUCUUUAUAGGAACAAUCUUUCUAUGGAGUUAUUUAGAAACGUUUGUACUUGAUGUGUAGAGCAUGUGUUAAAAGUGUGCCCACACUGAAUUUGUUCCUGACCAAAUUAGCGUUACAAUUAGGUAAUUUAUCUUUUUUUGCCUCCAAAUAACAAAGCGGAUGAGAAUGCUGGCCAGAGGAAAGCUAAUGUCACAGAAAACUUUUAUCAAGGUGAUCGGCUUAGCCUGUGAGAUCAUGAUGCCUUACCUGUCUCUGAAAGCAGAAUGAUUGAGGUGAACACUUCUAAUCUGAAUGUGCCUGCUCACCCUGGGCUUUGAUGGAAGAAGGAUCUGAAAAUGGCUGGUAAAAGCACUUUAUUGGUGCAGAACUUGUCUGUCAAGAGAGUGUGGCCUUGCUGCAUGCCACUUCACUUGCUGCAUGCCACUUCACUGACACACACGAGCUCUGAGAUUUGCUGGCAUUUUCUCUCACCUCAUUCCCAAUCUCCCUCUGUGCCUGCUCCCUAGCCUCCUGGUGCUUUUCUCCUGAUGCUGUCGAGAGCUCUGAAACCUGUUUGGUACUUCCUUGUUCUCAGCAGUAACAGAAAGUUCCUUAAAACAAGCUCAAUAAAAACCAGUAGCUUUGCAUGUGGCUCUGGUUUUUAAAAGCAGGUUGGGUCCAGAAGGAUGAGGAGGUCAUUUAAAUAAACAAGAGAUGCUGCCUUAGUGGUGGUGAAGCACAUGCAUUUUCAGUGUGUCUGUGUCUGGAUAGAAAAGGGGGGCGCUAAAAGA
Strigops habroptila (Kakapo) is the source of this 8717-nucleotide messenger RNA. It is a transcript of the gene DHX9, whose product is annotated as DExH-box helicase 9. Gene Ontology annotation, cellular component: intracellular anatomical structure; ribonucleoprotein complex; nucleolus. Gene Ontology annotation, molecular function: 3'-5' DNA helicase activity; double-stranded RNA binding; ATP binding. The record is from RefSeq and is a predicted model, not a curated record. Gene Ontology annotation, biological process: regulation of mRNA processing; positive regulation of transcription by RNA polymerase II. The coding region runs from base 88 to 3822 and encodes 1244 amino acids. The transcript is spliced from 27 exons. Lineage: Eukaryota; Metazoa; Chordata; Aves; Psittaciformes; Psittacidae.